Cokeromyces recurvatus is the source of this 294-nucleotide messenger RNA. RefSeq lists its product as uncharacterized. NCBI's taxonomy places the organism in Eukaryota, Fungi, Mucoromycota, Mucoromycetes, Mucorales, Mucoraceae. The transcript has a single exon. The annotation marks the transcript as partial. The record is from RefSeq and is a predicted model, not a curated record.
GAUGGACCACAACACUCAGCUAAUACUAUGGCUGCUUACCCCCAACUAACCUACUCUGGACGUCUUCUACCUGAACAACCAUCCUAUAUGGAGCUAGUGGAUUCUACACCUCGACCUAUUAAUAAAUAUACACUUACAGUAUCUGACUUCCCUAUAAUACUCGAAAACGUCAAAGAUGCCUUAAAAAAUCUACCCUCAAAAAAAGCACCUGGAGUUGAUCACAUAAGACAAGAAAUGCUCUCUCCAAUAACGAAUAAACUUGUUCCAACCCUUCUGUCUCCCUUUGAACUAUGC